CAUGACCCUCUUCUCUAUCGCUCGCCGGUCGUUCUAUUCUUACUUUCUAUUGAUUUUUUGGCACUACUAAAGCAUCUUCCCUGUCGACCAAGCUUGGUCAGAUAGGCAUGUGGAGCGCAGUUCGACGAUCGGCCAGCCCGACCCCAGCAGGAAUCAGCCCUCUGGUUCUUUUCUGUUUUCCUGUUUGGUGGAGUUUGGCUUUAAGCUUAGCAGACGGGGAAGGGAAGAGGGGGAGGGGGGGCGGCGGCCACGACGAUCGAUCAGAAGUCAGAAUCUCACAGAAAGGAAGGGGGGGGCACAGGAGAUUUGCACGUCACUUGGUUCAUUCAUCCUUUUUUCCCCACGAUACUACAAACUGUCAUGACGCCGACAUGACCACUCCUUGAACGACAGAGGAAUUGUCAGACAUUAUCCUAGUCGCAGCCAGGAUUUCCCAAAAACACCCGGGGAUGGCUC
Molecule: messenger RNA, 456 nt
Organism: Aspergillus aculeatinus CBS 121060
Lineage: Eukaryota; Fungi; Ascomycota; Eurotiomycetes; Eurotiales; Aspergillaceae
Exons: 1
Coding region: 108-386 (92 amino acids)
Source: RefSeq, a predicted model, not a curated record